Molecule: messenger RNA, 1464 nt
Organism: Thermochaetoides thermophila DSM 1495
Lineage: Eukaryota; Fungi; Ascomycota; Sordariomycetes; Sordariales; Chaetomiaceae
Product: dolichyl-diphosphooligosaccharide-protein glycosyltransferase subunit-like protein
Exons: 3
Coding region: 1-1464 (487 amino acids)
Cellular component (GO): membrane; oligosaccharyltransferase complex
Source: RefSeq, a predicted model, not a curated record
AUGAAGGCGACAGCCAUUCUGAGCGCCGUCGCAUCGCUGCUGUCGCUGGCCACGGCGGCGACUGCCGAGUCGCCGUUCAAGCCGCCGCAGGUGUGGAAGAACGCCAACCUGGUGCACAUCAUCUCGCUCGAGAAAAACUAUGUCAAGGAGAACAUCAACGUGCUGGUCGAGAACGUCGACAACCGGCCCCACGAUGAGUACUACGUUCCGUUCACUGCCGACCAGCUGUCGCGCCUAGGCGGUGUUGAGGUCAAGGACCGCAAAGAUCCUACCGUUGGGCCCUUUGGUGCUGAGCUCGUCGAGGUGAAGGAGAGCGACACUCAGUAUCUGCGCAUCCGACUCCCCGAGCCCGUCGCCCCAGGCGCCCAACAAACCCUCGGUAUCAGCUACUACCUCCUUAAGGCCUACACCCCGCUCCCGGCCUCGAUCCGCCAAGAGGAGCAGCAAUACCUCCGGUACACGUUCUCAGCCUACUGCCCCUCAGCUUACAUGACCGCAAAGCAAAAAACCGAAGUCAAGUUCCCCUCGGGCAACAUCGCCGACUUCACCAAGCUCCCCGGCGCUGGCGAUGUCAAAGAGUUCCCCCAGCGCCAGGGCUCAAAGCUGGUCUACGGCCCGUUCGAUUCGCAGCCUGCUUACGCCUCCCAGCCUGUCACCGUGCGCUUCGAGUUCAACAAGCCCGUGACCCACGUCUCGCGCCUCGAGAGGGACAUCGAGGUGAGCCACUGGGGCGGCAACGUCGCGUUCGAAGAACGCUAUACCCUUCAUCACCGCGGCGCGAACCUAUCUGCGCUGUUCAACCGCGUCAAGUGGCAGCAAGCGCAGUUCUAUGCGCCAACACAGACGUGGGCAUUGAAGGAGCUCAAGUUCCCUCUGCGCGCGGGCAGCGUGGAUGCGUAUUACACGGACGUGAUUGGGAACGUAUCGACGUCGAGGUUUAGGAGUAAUAAACGUGAGGCGGUAUUGGAGAUUCGGCCGAGAUACCCGGUGUUUGGAGGCUGGAAGUAUCCAUUCACGAUUGGCUGGAACUCAGAUGCGAAGAACUUCCUCCGGAGGACGGGCACGACGAGCUACGUGCUGAACGUCCCAUUCCUGGAAGGCCCGCGCACGGUCGAGGGCGUCGAGUACGGCGAGGUGCAGGUGCGGGUUAUCCUGCCCGAGGGCGCCGAAAACGUCCGCUUCCUUACCCCCAUCCCCCUAACCUCCCUCUACUCGGCCGAGAUCUCCUUGCACCGCACCUACCUCGACACGAUCGGGCGCACGGCGCUGGUCCUGCGCGCACGCAAUCUGGUCGACGACUUCCGCGACCGCGAGCUGAUUGUCGCGUACGACGUGCCGCUGACGGCGGUGCUGCGCAAGCCGGCUGUUGUCUUCGCUAGUGGCGUUGCAGUGUUUGUCGCGGCGUGGUUGGUUGGGCGGGUUGAGCUCAAGUUCGAUGCGCCGAGUGGGAAGGGGAAGAAAUAG